Messenger RNA from Zea mays, 1572 nucleotides. RefSeq lists its product as uncharacterized. The record is from RefSeq and is a predicted model, not a curated record. The coding region runs from base 321 to 1343 and encodes 340 amino acids. The transcript is spliced from 4 exons. Lineage: Eukaryota; Viridiplantae; Streptophyta; Magnoliopsida; Poales; Poaceae.
UUUUCUAUUCUAUUUCACUCCAGAAGUCUAGAACCAAACACAAAAUAGAGCCAUUUCGUUGUAGAAAAAAAAAUAUAGAGUGGCUGCUGUUCUCCGUCCAACUAGCAGGUCUCAACCUCGAGGCACUCUCACGCCCAACGGCCACACCACCGUCCUCUCCGCGUGCCCCCGAAACCACCACACGCGGCCACGCCACGCCGCCCACUACGGGCGGGCCUCCUUGCGCUUGGAGUAUUGGUCGACGUGCUCCUCUCACCGCACCCUCUACUGAUACUGGGUUGGCGCGAGAACGGCGAGCCCACCUGAACGCGUGAUUUUGGAUGGUGAAGGUACAGAGUAAAGAGUCUGCAACCUUUGGUGGUGCAGUUUUUAUGUGCAACCAUCUGACCAGGAAGGAGUGCUUUGACAAGAAAAUAUUUGGCCUCUCUGAUUUCUGUGCUGAUUUUGUAGAGAAAGUUAAAGCUGGCACAACUUUAUUCUUAUAUGAUGUUGAUCAGUGUAAGCUCCAUGGUGUUUUCGAAGCAACUUCAGAUGGGGCUGUGAACAUUAUUCCUGAUGCAUAUGUCGCAUCAGGAAAGGGGUAUCCUUCUCAGAUACGUUUCAAGAGGAUUUGGUUUUGCAAGCCUUUGACGCUUACUGAAUUUCAAGAUGCUGUCCACAAUUAUUCUGUUAAAAACAAGUUUAGUUAUGGUUUGUCACACCAACAGGUUGCAAAGCUUCUCCAUUUGUUUUCUUCACGGAACAGGUUGCAGCUUCCUCAAAACCCAAUAUUACAAGAUGAUGUCCCAGGGGACCUUGAGACUUCUUCUUCUCUGGCUAGAGUAACUGACGUGCAGUGCAGUCCAUGUGGUUCAUUCAGGAGCACCUGUCAAACAUGUUCCUCCACCUCUCUUGGGGAACAUAUGGCACCGAUGGGUGCAAAAUUAAUCGAUCCCGGGGCAUUAAUGCACAGAGGUCUACAAUCAGACAUCUCAAAAUCUCCCCUGCAAUCUGGAGCGGAGAUGGCCACUAUCACCAUACCUGGCAACCAAGAAGCAAUGCAUGACCAACCUACUGAUGACUAUAUACCUCUUCUCCAGGAGGAAAAUACUUUUGAAGGUGUUGAUGGUCUAUUUGCGUUGCUAAAAGAUGUGUGCCACUCUUCUGAAUUAUCUAAACGUAGCAGUGACUCUGAAAACCAUAAUACAUUCCACCAAGUUUGUAUUAGGAAGGAAGAUGAAUGCUGCCCACCCAUCUUAGGUCGUUCCAAACUCCGUGCUGACAGUGAAGGGCGAACAAGUGUGUUUUCUCGGUUAGUGAGAAAGCACGAUCGUGGUCGUGGGGAGGCAAUGAAACAGCUGUGAUGCUGUGCUCAUCACCGGAUGCACAACCUGCAAGGACACACUAUCCUUGAGCUGCCCUCGGUUUGUGUUUGAGUGCCUUUCGUUCGUUUGUUGUUAGGGUAAGAACGGAGUACGUGUCGUGAACCUGGAUGUGUUGUAGUUGCAUGUUGUAUUACUAUUUCGGGCCUAUGUUUGCUGUGUAGACGAGUUAUCACGUAAUUGCUACAUGUGUGUCUGUUGUUCUUGUGCU